AUGUUCAACUCUUCAAACCGAGAUAACGAUCGGGAUCCCUCCUCAUCUCAGCAAGGACCAACCGCCUCCAGCCCUGUAAUGUCAUCGACACCGGAUCGAGCUGUACAUUUCAAACCACCCACACCACCUCCUCACGAUAACCAAGUCUCUCAAUCGCGCGAGAAUCUAGUAGACCAAAGUCUAUACAACCGUUCACCAGGGCCACAGCAAGCGUCCAGCCCCUAUCCACCCCCUUCUCAACAACCCUACAACAACAACAACUAUUACAAUGGAUAUUAUCCUCAACAACAACCUGGCUAUUAUUACCCACCACCCCAUCAAGCUGUUCCUGUGAAUGUGCAAGUGGCGACAACACGACAAUGGCCAGCAGUAUUCACCUACAUCACCGCGCUUGGUAUGCUUGCCGUUCUCAUUUACGAGCUUGUUUACAAUAAGCAAGUUACUGGCAAUGUGAUUGAGACAUCACCUUUUAAUAUCAUGAUCGGUCCCUCAGCCAAUACAUUGAUUCUUAUGGGAGCACGUUUUGUACCUUGCAUGCAUGAAACCUCCAGUUACCCGGUAGAUGGCGCAUUCCAAUGUCCCAACAUGACUGACGUUGGCCAAAGUGGCACAAGCGCACCUGUUUUCACUCCUACGCAAACCAACGUGACCAUCAAUGGCUCUCCAUGUACCUUACAAGAAGUCUGUGGCAUGACCCAGUUCAAGGAUCCCAGUGUACCAGAUCAAUGGUAUCGCUUUUUAUCAGCCAUCUUUUUGCAUUCGGGUGUUAUCCAUUGGCUAUGCAACAUCAUUGUUCAUCUCUCACUCGGUGCAAGUAUGGAACGAUUCAUGAAUCCUCUUCGCUAUGCCAUCGUGUGGUUGGCUUCAGGCGCUUUUGGUUUCAUCUUUGGAGGCGUGUUUACACCCGUGGGCAAUGCUUCAAUGGGAUGUUCAGGUGCUCUCUUUGGCAUUGUUGCAUUGUUGUUUAUCGAUCUCUUUACCAAGUGGAAGGUUGUCUUACAUCCAGCAUGGGAAUUGACCAAGCUCAUCUUUUUGAUCCUGAUUAGUUUUGUCUUUGGAUUACUACCUGGCUUGGAUAAUUUUGCCCAUAUUGGUGGAUUUGUCGCAGGGCUCAUUUCGGGCAUUAUCUUCUUCCCUAUUCCAUCACACACCAAGACAUCUACAAUCAUUUUGUGGGUUAUUCGACUUGUACUUUUGGCUGGUUUAGCAGGCAUGUUUUAUGGCAUGAUCAACCUAUUCUACAGUGGACGUAGCUCGGAAGACAUCUGUUCCUGGUGCAAAUACCUUGCAUGUUUACCCAUCAACAACAUGUGUGAUGCAUAUCAUACCUCAUAG
Messenger RNA from Lichtheimia ornata, 1335 nucleotides. RefSeq lists its product as uncharacterized. Gene Ontology annotation, biological process: proteolysis. Lineage: Eukaryota; Fungi; Mucoromycota; Mucoromycetes; Mucorales; Lichtheimiaceae. The transcript has 6 exons. Gene Ontology annotation, molecular function: serine-type endopeptidase activity. The record is from RefSeq and is a predicted model, not a curated record. Gene Ontology annotation, cellular component: membrane. The coding region runs from base 1 to 1335 and encodes 444 amino acids.